This is a messenger RNA of Trichomycterus rosablanca, 1925 nucleotides long. RefSeq lists its product as uncharacterized. The record is from RefSeq and is a predicted model, not a curated record. NCBI's taxonomy places the organism in Eukaryota, Metazoa, Chordata, Actinopteri, Siluriformes, Trichomycteridae. Bases 89 to 1159 code for a protein of 356 amino acids. The transcript is spliced from 7 exons.
GGACCGACUGUACCGAUCUUCAGCCGCACUGGGCUCACCUACACCACGCUGAAUUAAGACUGGAAUCUGGAAUCUGGAUGAACUCAGGAUGCUGCUGAUGUUUGGGAUCCUGUUCUUGAUUACAGGAGCUGUUGUGGGUUCUCUGUACCAGGAUCCUGCUGUCUGUACAUUCUCCCCCAAUAAUCAGAAUGUUUCAUGUUAUGCUGCUCUUGGACGACGACUUUACCUGGAUCCUCCUCAGAAACUGCCCAGGAAUCCUGGGUUUACACUAAAGAAGAUCAACAAGCCAUCUGAUCAAACAAUAUUAACUUAUAAUAUAUACAAAAAGAAUUCAACUGUAAAUGUACCAGGGUGGCAGUUUAUUAUUAAUAAUUAUACAAUAAUAAUAAAUCAUACAGAGAAAAGUGACUCAGCAACAUACAGAUUAGAAAUCACUGAUGAUAGCGGGUCGAUCAGAGAAACUUUUCUUCAUCUGAACAUCGAAGCUCCGGUGUCCUCAGUGACGGUGACAGAAAACUGCUUAUCCAUUCCACAAAGGAAAGUGUUCUGUACUGCUGAGGGAGACGAGCUUCAGUACUGGUGGAAUGUUAAAUCAUCAGUUCCACAUGUACUGGACAAAGAGAACCAAACCCUCUGGGUGGAUAAAAACUUUACUGGAAGCGUCACCUGCCAUGUAAAGAAUCACGUCAGCACUGAAACCAGAACCUUUGAUCUACAUCCGUGUCCCGGUACUACCACCACCACCCCGACGACGACCACCACUGCAAGCCAGACCUCGGGAAACAAUGCAACAGCCAGCCUGAUUAUCAUGAGCGUGAUCAUGCUGCUCCUCAUGCUGUUCUUCAUCGCAGCUUUCUACAUGUACAAGAAGAGACAAGCUGCCAAGAAGAAAGAUUCCUCUCAGGAAGGUGGCGAGCUUGUUUACGCUCGGGUCUCCCAUAAUUCCUCACCAUCAACAAACAGCGCAUCUCAAGCUCAGGAGGACGGUGUGGAAUACGCCACGGUCGCCACUCGUGACAACAAGAAGAAGCCGAAGCAGAUGGAGGACGAUGUGCAGUACGGAGAGCUGGUGUUCAAUAACGCUGCCAAAAACAAGCAAAAGAAGAUCAAAGCUCAGGAGGACGACUGUGUGUACUCGCAGGUCCGACAGGGCCGAUGAGGUUGGCAUCUACACCAGGCGCUAAACUUUAAAAAAAUGACUGUUGUGGUAAAAUUUGGUACUGGCGACAUUCAUUACUGCGAUAUCAUAACCAUUACUUCUUAAUAAUACCAGUAAGUGGAUUGGCUACUCAAAAAUGACCCUGGGUGUAACUGUGAGUGGAUGGGUGAGUGCUUGAAAAUAACGCAAUGCAAUGACUAACGUGUAUUACACCUUUCACCCAGUGUUUCUGAGAUAAGCACUGUUCCCACAGCGACCCUGAUCAGGAUUAUGCGCUCUGAUAAAUAGUGGUACAGCAUGCUGCAUUACACGCUCUACCACACACACACACACACACACACACACACGGCUGAUUGGAAUGAACUAAAGCACAAAGCCACAAAUGAUUCCUCUCACGUCCCCUUUUGAAUUCAUUUCCAGAAUAAAACGACCGGAUCUAUUUAAAUGCAUUCAAGUUUCAUAGCCGUCUGUGAAGUGCGACGGCGAUACAGGAACAUAAAAACAUUAAUACUAAAACUAUUAAUACGAAAUUAAAACAUGAAGGUUUAAGCGUUGCACAAACGUUAAACCAUUGCGGUGAAGAAUAAGCGUGUAAGCAACGUUCACAACCACACGUUUAUCCACAGUCUCUCGUCUGUGUCUGCCAGACAUACGAACACAUCUGCAGUACACACAGCUUCCUCUUUCUCUGGCUCUUGUGCUGAUUUGUGCAAUUUUUUUGAAUUACAAAACCUCCUAACUUUUAAUAAACGCUUCCUAAAACUUG